UGCAGUUAUGUCCGUUGUGAUACAAAACCUAUACAAAUAUUUGCAGAGUGCGACAAAUGUGUAUAGGCUACAGUCUGGAAGGUGGGUUUGAGUUUGCGCUGCUACUGUACAUUACAGCCUGCAGCUCGUCUGUACGCGCUCACUGAGACUUUGCAGCAGCUGAGCGCAGAAUGAGCAAGUGGCACAGAUUGUUCCCUCGACAGAAUUAUUGAAGAGAGCAGGCUGUGGACGUUGAAUAACACUUAUUGUCAGGCUGACAAGAAGUCACUUUGUUUUACUGACUGUCAUAAACAGCUAAGAGUGAAGAGCUGUUGACUUAUGGAGCGCUGCGUGAGAGAAGACCAAACCUGAGUUUUUAUUUGCACCAUGUCAGCCAAUGAGAGCUCUGAUGCAGGCUGCAGGUCAGAUGUCAGACCCAGCAACAAUACCUGCCACCAAAAGGAAAUGUCUGUCACCGCCUCUGCCAUCUCCAUGACCGUGGGCAUCUUCUCCAACAGCCUCGCUCUCUUUAUUCUGGUCAAAUCCUAUAGCCGUGCCCGGAUCAGGUCCAGGGCAUCCUUUCUGCUUUUUGCCAGCAACUUGGUGGUCACAGACUUGUUGGGCCAUAUCAUCAAUGGCUCCCUGGUGAUUUUUGUAUACAGUUCUCACAGGAGGUGGGAGACGUUUGACCCUCACCGCAUCGUGUGCAGCCUUUUCGGGGUGUGCAUGGUGUUCUUUGGCCUGAGCCCCUUAUUCCUAGGGAGCGCCAUGGCAGUGGAGCGCUGCAUUGGAGUUACAAAGCCCAUCUUCCACUCCACAGUGUUGGCUCCCCGCCAUAUGAAAAGGCUGCUGGCUCUCACCUGUCUGCUUGCUGUUCUGGUGGCUGUGCUACCUGUGCUGCUGUGGAGGCCCUACAAGGUUCAGAGCUCCCAAAGUUUUUGCUUCUUCCAUAUGGAGGAACCCAAAGACUGGCUGGAUGUGUUCCUGGCUCUGCUUUUCUCUGUGCUGGGGCUACUGGCCCUGCUGCUGUCUAUUAUAUGUAAUACUGUGACAAGCUGUGCUCUGCUGCAGGGCAGGCUGCGGCACAAGCUUCGUAGCAGAGGCAGAUCCUAUCAUAUAGAGAUGAUCUGCCAGCUCCUGGCCAUCAUGUUGGUGUCCUGUGUGUGCUGGGGCCCAUUACUGAUCCAGGUCACCAUUUUGAGCGCCAGAAACAAAAAUGAGAAUGCAUCUUCCAGUCUGCUGAUGGUGGUACGUAUGGCCACGUGGAACCAGAUCCUGGACCCCUGGGUCUACAUCCUGCUCAGGAGGGCUGUUCUUCGGAAAAUUUUCAUGUUGUUCCAGUGCUGCUGGAGCUCAAAAUCUCACAGCCUACACCACUGGCAGUGUAGUAUGCUUCGCACCUCAGUGAAGACUAGUAACUCAGGAGCAUCAGUCCCGUCUGACGGCUGCUGCCAGGGCAGAUUCCCUCUGCCAGACACUGCAGUCAAAUCCAUCACCUGAGCCCUGGCUGAUCUCAGAACACCUGAAAACUGAGAAAAAAGGAAGAAGCUGUGAAGAUGUGAAGAACUUUGUUGUUCAUCAUGAAGAGUCUGCUUUCAUGUUACCUUUGCAAUUUCAUCAACAUAAAUUGGCAGUAUUGUGGUACAGUGUAAAAUGUGGGAUUAACUUUUUGAGCUGAACUUUGAGCAGUUAUUAAUGCUUCAACAUCUCUGAACAAAAUCUGUCUAAACUGUUCACAGUGGUCAGAGAAUAUGACAGUCACAGCUAGGUUGCUUUAAUCAUUCCUUUGUUUUGCCAUUUCAGUGGGAAAAGCUACUGUUUUUGGUCUUAACAGUGCUGAGAUUUCCAUGACAGUUACAGCCUGUGGCCUGUAAAUAGUUACUGAACCUGUCUGGUCCUUCUGUGAUUCUUUUUGUCCUGUUGUAUUAUUCAGUACACAGUAGUUCUGGUCAAAACAUAAUAUACCCCUGUGUCUUUUGACCUCACAUGUGAAAAAGGUGACAUUGAUUCAUGAUUAUUAUCUAAUCAAUUUACUAAUUCAGGCUACAUUUGAGACAUUUCUUUGGAUCAUAAUAUGAA
Molecule: messenger RNA, 2058 nt
Organism: Monopterus albus (swamp eel)
Lineage: Eukaryota; Metazoa; Chordata; Actinopteri; Synbranchiformes; Synbranchidae
Gene: ptgfr
Product: prostaglandin F receptor (FP)
Exons: 3
Coding region: 367-1479 (370 amino acids)
Biological process (GO): positive regulation of cytosolic calcium ion concentration; adenylate cyclase-activating G protein-coupled receptor signaling pathway; inflammatory response
Cellular component (GO): plasma membrane
Molecular function (GO): prostaglandin F receptor activity; thromboxane receptor activity
Source: RefSeq, a predicted model, not a curated record